This is a messenger RNA of Penicillium bovifimosum, 2448 nucleotides long. RefSeq names its product putative C6 transcription factor. The record is from RefSeq and is a predicted model, not a curated record. Bases 1 to 2448 code for a protein of 815 amino acids. NCBI's taxonomy places the organism in Eukaryota, Fungi, Ascomycota, Eurotiomycetes, Eurotiales, Aspergillaceae. Gene Ontology annotation, molecular function: carboxy-lyase activity; zinc ion binding; DNA-binding transcription factor activity, RNA polymerase II-specific. The transcript is spliced from 4 exons. Gene Ontology annotation, biological process: regulation of DNA-templated transcription; DNA-templated transcription.
AUGGCAUCGCCUUAUCCACCAUCUACUGCAUUUUCGCCGUCCGUUGCCUCCGACAUCACUGCGGCGCCUAAUCGAGCGGUCUCUGAUUUGCCGCAAGCCCAGGUAGACGCAAUCAUUCGCACGAAACGCAAGGCCCGCGAGCCCAAAGCCUGCUAUCCAUGCCAUGCGCGCAAGGUCAAAUGCGAUCGUAAUCUACCAUGCGAUGGAUGCGUCAAGCGUGACCAUGCGGAUCUCUGCUCCUACGAACGCCCCUCCAAAAAACGAUCACAGGUCUUCCAGGACAACGCCGUUGCCAGCACGUCGACGCCAUCAGUGUCCGAAUAUCCAGCAACCUAUACGUACGAAGAACCAUCGGUGGAAGUGAAACAAGAACCAAUGUUGCAGCGACCGACCAUCUCCGCUACUCGCAAUGGUCGUGUGUCAAUCGCCCGCGAGGAAUGGGACAAUGUGCGCAACAGAUUGCGCGAAAUGGAGUCCACGAUUUCUACGCUCCGGACAGGCUUGGAGAGGGCAGAAGAGGGCCUCCCAAAUCCAGUAGACACAGGAAGCGUACAGAGUGGCGGAGCAACUCGCCCCUCCCAGGGUACCUCACCGGAACGCGAGGGUAUCCACGCGGCGAAUACUCUAGGCAAAGGCACCGUUCAUUUGGGAUCACGUUCCGUUUUGGCGUAUAUCCUGAACAAUCAGUCUGGGUCCGAUCAACUGCAAGCUCUUCUGGAAGGAGGAAUACUGCCAAAGCUCGGUCUGGAUAACGAGUCUGCAACAUAUCCGUUUGUUGAUCUAUGGUCAUCAGACAUGUCAACGUUCGACAUUAGCGCUGUCUGUAGUGCCCUUCCUACUGACCAGCAAUGCAGAGAAUUGUUCUACUACUAUAAGGACAUAUCCGGGGCCAUAUACCCCGUUAUAGCGGACAUAUUCGAGUUCGAAAAUACCCUAGAGCUUCUACUGCAGACUAGAGCCUCUCUUGGUGGCGAGUAUAGGUCUGACGCAGACGAAGCGCAAAAGCCUUUCGGGGUGAGCAUCGCGUAUUUGGGUUUGCUAUUCGCCAUUCUGGCCUCUGGCUGCCAGUCAUCUGAUUAUGGAAGCAAGGAAAGGGAGUUGACCUCCCAAGUCUAUGUGUGCUGCUCUUAUCAAUGCCUCCGUAUGACCAACUUCCUGUCCCAGCCCACCAUUGAGGCGAUCCAGACUCUUUUGGUGAUAGGAAAUGUAUUGUCUUACAACAUGAAUCCCGGGAUUUCUUACGUCUUGCUUGGCAUGACCCUCCGCAUGGGCUUGGCACUCGGCCUCCACGUGGAGUCAAGUCGAUUCUCAUCAGCCGAACGAUACCGCCGACGACAUGUCUGGUGGUCUAUGGCAUGGCAAGACAGCCACUUUUCACUCUCCUACGAUCGACCUUCUACUACCGCCGUGAGCCAACCAGAUAUCGCUUACAGGGAAGGUUCCCAACCUGGAGACUUAUCUUACUUCGAAUCUCUUUCUCGUGUCAUCUCCCUUGCACUUGAGGUUGUCCGCAUUCGCAUGCUGAGCCCACAUGCGCAGAUGAGCUAUGAGAGUAUCCAAGGUUACAAAGAUCGCAUCCAAAAGAUCAUGGUAGAGGCCAAGCCGUACCUCCGCGAUGCGAGACAUUGUUCUACGCCCACACAACAUCUAGAGCGAGUCGUGCUCAAGUUGCACUCUUCUUACUUUGCCUCUGAGCUCUGCCGGCCAGCGCUCAAGCCCAUGGCUGACUAUAGUGAAGCCGCUGCGGCUACUAUGCGUGGGAAAUGUGUGAAGAACUUGAUGACAACUGUCGAGGCCUAUAUUGAAAUGCACAACAUAAGCUCUCACGCUGCUCGUUCCUGGAUUCUCUUGCAGCGGGCGAUCAGCUGCGCAUUUUUACUCGCUGUCAUUGACGAGGCGAAAGCAGACCCUAAUGCUUGGAAUCUUUUGCAUCAACUCGAAGGCAUCAUCGCCCAAAGGGCAAGUGCCGAACGAGCCUAUGACACCAACGAUCCCGCCACCACAAUGGCCAACAUGACCUCGCCCCAGCAACCUCAAACCCUCGGCACAUACGACCCAAUCACAGGCACCACGACUGCUCCAGGACCUAUUGCUCCGGCGAUGGACCCAACUUCUCCGGUUGGACUGCCCCCUGACACACAAACGCAAUGGGCCAAGUCUCUAGCCAAAACGCAUCGUGCUCUGCAGAAGCUACUCGCCGCAUUUGGUAAUCCACAUACUCGCGGCUCAAUGGGAGGCAGUGGGACGCCUGCCUACCCCGGUUCUCAUCCUCACAUCAACCCUCCUUCCGCGUCUCUGGGGACGAUGGUUCCUCCACACGCAAGCUUGACGCCUAGUGUGGGUUCUCUCCCGCCCCCUACGCCAGAAAGCUCCGGCAGCGGCGAAUGGACAAUGCCCAAUAUAAUGGAUCGCGCGGCGGAGUAUAUCCACCCACCCCUUUGGGGUUAA